This is a messenger RNA of Cladophialophora psammophila CBS 110553, 939 nucleotides long. RefSeq lists its product as uncharacterized. Bases 1 to 939 code for a protein of 312 amino acids. The record is from RefSeq and is a predicted model, not a curated record. Gene Ontology annotation, biological process: regulation of DNA-templated transcription. The transcript is spliced from 2 exons. Gene Ontology annotation, molecular function: DNA-binding transcription factor activity, RNA polymerase II-specific; zinc ion binding. NCBI's taxonomy places the organism in Eukaryota, Fungi, Ascomycota, Eurotiomycetes, Chaetothyriales, Herpotrichiellaceae.
AUGGAGAAGGGAGCACAUCUGCAACUGGGCUAUCGAGAUUUUGAGGGGAAAGCUGCCAUCGCCCUCUUCCUUCUGUGUCUUCGAUGGUGCACUGAGGGCAUCACGUCUGAACAAAGCACAUCGGCCUUGAGUCCACCGCUCGCAGGCGACCAAGCAACCGGCUCGCCUCAGCCGGUUCUCUCUCGACGAGCUUGCACGGAAUGUCGACGGAAGAAAGCCAAAUGCGACAUGAAGCGACCGUUCUGCUCGUUGUGUCUGCGCGUUGGGGAAUCAUGCGUCUAUCCGGUUCGCAGGGCGCACCGCCGCAAACCCAGGGAUGCCAGCACGUCUACCUCCCAGUCCCAGGAGGUGCCAGGCUUAACCACUAUCACCAUCGGCCCGGGCAGCCUCGAUGCACUCCCACCUUCAACCAACUAUUGCACACAAUACGCAACGGGUUCCGGAAUGUCUCAGUCGCUCCCGUCAGUGUCGAUACCGGAUGGAAAUCUACAUUUCCCAGAGUUGGUCAGCGGUCAGUAUCCCGGGUUUAGCCCUCCGAACUUCGACGGACCCAAAUUGGCUUCUGAGCUUCCCCCCUUGCCGCUAUUUGAUCCCGAUUCCCUGGGACAAUUCACCUCCACAGAUUAUGAUGGCCUGUGGGACAAUGACCCCAAGCAUGCUGAAGCAUGUCAUGCCGGUCCGACAUUGCCAAACGCCAAUCUUAUCUGCCUCGCAUCUCCUCGCAACUUGACCCGCUUGAGAUUCGACGUCCAAGUCAGUGCAUCCGUCGCGCUGGAUUUGAUCGAUGGAUUUUUUGAACAUGUCCACAUUCAUCAACCCCUUGGCCUUGACUCCCUUUUUGCUGGAUUUGCGCCACGCGAACGUUCUGCUUCCGAUGGCGGACGAAGACUGGUUGGAGGCCAAGCACUGCGCAUCCACGUACCUCGACGCGAAAUGUGA